This is a messenger RNA of Notothenia coriiceps (black rockcod), 278 nucleotides long. RefSeq names its product macrophage erythroblast attacher, E3 ubiquitin ligase. The record is from RefSeq and is a predicted model, not a curated record. Lineage: Eukaryota; Metazoa; Chordata; Actinopteri; Perciformes; Nototheniidae. The transcript is spliced from 2 exons. Gene Ontology annotation, molecular function: ubiquitin-protein transferase activity. The annotation marks the transcript as partial. Gene Ontology annotation, cellular component: cytoplasm; nucleus; GID complex. Gene Ontology annotation, biological process: proteasome-mediated ubiquitin-dependent protein catabolic process.
ACAAAACCAAGAUGGCGGUGCAAGAGACAGCAUCUCAACUGUCCAUGGCUCUCAAAGUCCAAGAAUAUCCCACCCUGAAGGUGCCGUACGAGACUCUGAACAAACGUUUCAGGGCGGCUCAGAAAAACAUAGACCGGGAGACGAGUCACGUGACGAUGGUGGUUGCCGAGCUGGAGAAGACGCUGAGCAGCUUCCCAGUAGUCGACUCGGUGGUGUCACUGCUGGAUGGUGUGGUGGAGAAACUCAGCGCCCUGAAGAGGAAGGUGAGGGAUUCAUAU